Brienomyrus brachyistius is the source of this 4011-nucleotide messenger RNA. Its product is annotated as frizzled-1-like. The record is from RefSeq and is a predicted model, not a curated record. Lineage: Eukaryota; Metazoa; Chordata; Actinopteri; Osteoglossiformes; Mormyridae. Gene Ontology annotation, biological process: canonical Wnt signaling pathway; non-canonical Wnt signaling pathway. Bases 221 to 1894 code for a protein of 557 amino acids. The transcript has a single exon. Gene Ontology annotation, molecular function: Wnt receptor activity; Wnt-protein binding. Gene Ontology annotation, cellular component: plasma membrane.
AACGGGGCAGAGCGGAGUGCAGGCGCGAUGCGAGCGGUCGGGAGUGAGCUGCUGGGUCCUGAACAUCUCUGCGCUUUCGCCUUUUUGCAGAGGAAUUAAGGGAUCGAGAGCCCGGUGCAGCAGAGAAAGUGGAGCCAUUCAGACUUUCGGAAUAUCUGGGAGGAGACCUUUCGGGAGAAAGGUCGGAGAAGUUGUACUCCAUAUAAAGAGCAGGCGCGCUAUGGCGGGUUGCAGUUGCGCCGUAAUGCAUCAUUGUAAAGUUAUUCGGAUACUUUCUCCGUUGCUUCCCUUUCUCCUUAUCGGACUAUUGGGAGUAAACGGGCAGUACGGAGAGCGAGGGAUGUCCGUCCCGGAACACGGCUUCUGCCAGCCGAUUUCCAUCCCCCUUUGUACGGAUAUAGCCUACAAUGAGACCAUCAUGCCGAAUUUGCUGGGGCACACGAACCAGGAAGACGCGGGGCUGGAGGUGCACCAGUUCUACCCGCUGGUGAAAGUUCAGUGUUCGCCCGAUCUCAAGUUCUUUCUGUGCUCAAUGUACGCCCCGGUGUGCACCGUGCUGGAGCAGGCUCUCCCUCCGUGCAGGUCGCUCUGCGAGAGGGCUCGGCAGGGCUGCGAGGCUCUCAUGAACAAAUUCGGCUUCCAGUGGCCAGACAGCCUGGCUUGUGAGUCCUUCCCCGUGCACGGAGCCGGCGAGUUGUGCGUGGGUCAGAACAUGUCUGAUAAACCCACGCCAAUCAACCCAACACCUGACGUGACAGAACCGCCCGGAGAUGACGGUGGUCCCAAAGGGCGCUUCAGGUGUCCCAAAGCUUUAAAAGUGCCUCCUUAUCUAAAUUACCGUUUCUUGGGGGAAGAAGACUGUGGGGCUCCAUGUGAGUCUACAGACUCCAGUGAGGUCAUGUACUUCAACCAGGAUGAGUUGAAAUUCGCUCGUAUUUGGAUUGGCAUCUGGUCCGUGCUGUGCUGUGCCUCGACCUUGUUCACAGUUUUGACCUACCUAGUGGACAUGAAGAGGUUCAGUUACCCGGAGCGUCCCAUCAUCUUCCUCUCUGGCUGUUACACGAUGGUAUCUGUUGCGUACAUUGCUGGCUUUCUGCUUGAGGACAAGGUGGUCUGCAACGAGAAGUUUGACAGCAACGUCCGCACGGUGGUCCAGGGCACCAAGAAAGAGGGCUGCACCAUUUUGUUCAUGAUGCUGUACUUCUUCAGUAUGGCCAGCUCGAUCUGGUGGGUCAUCCUGGCCCUAACGUGGUUUUUAUCAGCAGGGAUGAAGUGGGGCCACGAAGCUAUAGAGGCGAACUCCCAGUAUUUCCACCUGGCCGCUUGGGCAGUGCCGGCCAUCAAGACCAUCACCAUUCUGGCUGUGGGGCAGGUCGACGGCGACGUCCUUAGCGGCGUCUGCUUCGUGGGCCUGCACAGCGUAGACGCCCUGCGCGGCUUCGUGCUGGCGCCCCUCUUCGUCUACCUGUUCAUCGGCACCUCCUUCCUGCUGGCCGGCUUCGUGUCGCUCUUCCGCAUCAGGACCAUCAUGAAGCACGACGGCACCAAGACGGAGAAGCUGGAGAAGCUGAUGGUGCGCAUCGGCAUCUUCAGCGUGCUCUACACUGUGCCGGCCACCAUCGUCAUCGCCUGCUACUUCUACGAGCAGGCCUUCCGCGAGCAGUGGGAGCGCACCUGGGUCAGCCAGACGUGUAAAACGUUUGCCAUCCCCUGCCCGCAGCAUCCGCCCCCCAAGAUGAGCCCCGACUUCACCGUCUUCAUGAUUAAAUACCUCAUGACCCUGAUCGUUGGCAUCACUUCGGGGUUCUGGAUUUGGUCGGGCAAGACGUUGAACUCGUGGCGGAAGUUUUACACGAGACUGGCCAGCAGUAAACACGGCGAGACGACCGUCUGACGGCGCCGCCCUGCUGGUACCUGACCCCCUAUGGACCAAUUGAUGGCCAUUUGUGCGGCAAAGUGAUGGACACUUUCAUAAGGUUUCUUGUAAAUAAGCAUUUGAGAUUUUUGUAAGUAUAUAUUUGUAUUUAAAAAAAGACACAUUCACUACUUUUAAUUCUACUUGUAUUUUGGACAAAAUAGAAAAGGUACGGUUUUCUUUAAAGUGUAAACUCUCCUUGAAAAUAAUGUCAUACGUCUGAGUUUUACUUGGUUUGUGCACAGCUGAGGUCCCCCCCCCCCCCAACCCUUUGUAUAGUUUACAAUCAAAAUUAGGCAUCGAGGGGGCCUGGAGAGAGCUUUUGUUUGUACAUAACUGGCUGUAUUUGGUCCAAAUGCCUUUUAUCACAGUGGGUCCGUUAGCAUCCUCUUCGUAAUGAGGCAGCCCUUGGUGCUUUGACUGACUGUUUAGGGUUGGCGGUGCCUCCGGUUUUUGUUUGUGAUUCGGUUCUUUCAAGGGCAUCGAGUGACUUUCUGACACAAUGAAAUUAAAAUUCUGAGCUUCGGAACGCUUUAGGCUUCAUUUUCCCUCCGGAUCUAAUGAUUCCUGCACAUUUAACGGCAGAGAAACUUGAUAUUUUUUUUCCAUUGAAAGUUGGGAUGAUUGUAGGAAUCAUGGCUAAUGGGAUCUUUUUUUUUUUUUUUUUUUAAAUAACCGCUCCUGAUUCUGCGAUUGGUUUGCGAGAACAUACCGGAAGUAAAAGCACCUGUGCCAUAGGUACGCAUUGAUCUAAGAUGUAACGUUAUGUUACGGUUUCGCUGAAUAACUAUGGUUUACUUGUUGUUGAACCCCAAAAUCCACUCUCUCCAUCAUAAUGUGGCUUUAUCUUGGGAUUAUACUUUUUAAAUUUUUUUCCUCUGAAAAACAAAUAUUCCAAAUCGAAAUGCUGUAGUUGGAAAGUCGAAGUCGAGUGCCUUUGUUCCUUUUAUAACUCUGUCCUGUAAGGGCUUAAAAUAGAGCCCGGCGCUGCGUGCGAUGCACAGUGGCCGUUCAGCUGCCCUCGUCAGAGGUGCUCAAACAGCUGAAAUACCCCAGCGGCUGGCUGAAGAGGCUUUGGAGUGAAGCGGGCCCAGUCGGCAUGUGUCAAAUGCCCCCACCCUCGUUUAGUCAUCGGGUCAGGGGGGUUCGACUAAAAUAACCAAGCCAGGGCCGCUUUUUACUUCUCAGACAUCGUGCAUACUGUGGGCCCUGAAAAGACGCGGGUGCACAGGGCAAGGUGGCACGGGGCAAGGUGGCAAUGACCCAGGAGUUUCUGUCCACGUGCUGAAUCCAUAGCACAAUAAUACUACGAUAUGUGGGCAGAUUCCUUGUGCGUUUGCUCAUUUCCGGGUGUACCGUUCGGGGGUGCUGUUUUUAGGCUUUACUCUACUUGCCACAUUUAUACAUCAGUGGUGUUUUUAAAUACGUUGUCAUUUAUCGGAGUUUUUGUUUUGUUUUUUUUUUUUUUUUUUUUGGUCAAUUUUUGAUUUGGUUUUUACUUUGACCGCAGUUGAAGAGGUGGUGGUUCCUCCGUUUCGGUCGCUUCCGCUUGAAGGACCUUUAUGUUUGAAUCCUGGAGGGUGGUCUGCUGUCUCUCGUGGCCUUAUCGGGGGGGCGGGGGUGCUCCCCACGCAGUCAGCCUUACCGUUAUCCGCAGAGGUCCCACUGAUGUAAGAGCCGGCCUCUAUCGCCAGAUCUAAAUGCUAAAUUAUCAUAAUUUUCCAGUCUAACACAGUAUUACAUGUUGUUAAAAUAAAUGUUUUUGCCAUUUAUUAUGUGAAGGUUAUCGAAAAUAAGCUGUCAAGAGGCCAGCCUUGGCACCUACACCUGUCUCUGUGCACAAACACAAAGGAACAACGUAUGAAGUUGCACAUUUUCUUAAGUGACUGAUUUUAUUUCCGUAAAAGCGGGUUGAAUGCAUUGUUGUCCCCAGUUCCUUUUAUUGAAUGAAUGUUGAAGUAUUUAUCACCUGCUUUCCUUCCACUGAUGUUGUUCAUUUGUGCUUUUUUUUUGCAUGAUUCUCCAAAAAAAAAGAAAAAUCACCGUAAAGCAUUUUAAGCCUAUAUUAAACUGUACUUUUUCAGUCAUAUCUUUAA